This is a messenger RNA of Annulohypoxylon truncatum, 2917 nucleotides long. RefSeq names its product patatin-domain-containing protein. The transcript has a single exon. Bases 397 to 2790 code for a protein of 797 amino acids. Lineage: Eukaryota; Fungi; Ascomycota; Sordariomycetes; Xylariales; Hypoxylaceae. The record is from RefSeq and is a predicted model, not a curated record. Gene Ontology annotation, biological process: lipid metabolic process. Gene Ontology annotation, molecular function: triacylglycerol lipase activity.
CUUCACUUCCUAUAUGAAAAUUAGAAAGGGCUGUCGCGCCUUCUAGACACCUAUCUGCGUACCAAGGUGGACAUCUACAUGUAUUCCAUACUUUACACCUAAUAUUUUACACUUUGCUAUUAUCUUUACUUCCCUACGUUCACCUUCCUGCAUUUUCUAGAUAUCUAAUAUCUAAUAUCCAUCUAGUUGUAGAUAGUAAAUUCGUUGGUCGUCAUUUACAAUAUCCCCCCUUAUGCACUACACCUUAUCCAAACUUCGAUUCUCGCUUCAGGAGUCGAUCAAGAGCCGACCACUACCACGAACACAUGCACGCAUACGUAGAUUGAGCUAGGAUGCGAAGUCCGCCUAGAAGCACGUUGAAGCGACAGCACCUCCUUCUCCUCUCGAGCUUACACCAUGUCGCAUACCGUAGACAUCCUUCCAUCUAUCCCCUCGCUCCGACCCUCCACCCCUAAGAAUCUGCAUAAAGGCAAACGGCAAUCGGAUUGUCCAUCCUCCAACGCAGAUCCUGUCUGUAAGGUCUUAGACGGUCUGCUCUACCUUCGCGACGGUCUCACGUCCGUAGAGAGAACACGCAGAAGACAGCUCGAGGAGCGCAAACAAAUCCUGUCCGCACGAUUGCAGAGUGCCGAAUCCUAUAAAGAAUGGGACGCAGUAGCACACGAGCUAGACAUCCUAGAGGGUAACGAAGAGUGGAAGUUGGAUAGAUCGUCCGGCGACUAUAAUCCCGAUCUCCUAGAAAAGCGCUUAAAGGAAUUGGACGAUGCCCGCGCUUAUUGCGAUAUACGAGCUAUGAUGCAUCUAAUCAGAACAGCACUUUCGCGCGAUCUAGCCGGCAUGGGCAAUAUCGACCUCUAUCGCCAUUCUUACUGCGGUACCAAGAAGUUGAUCGAGCGGUACGUGGAUUCUACCUUGCAAACCAUUGCGGCCCUGGUUGAACAGAGCGCGCAUCGCCUCCCGGAUGAUUUGGGUCCCAAGGACUUGUUAGACGCCGUGCUUUACGCUCGCCAGAGCUUCGGCCGGAGCGCCCUCCUACUCAGCGGCGGAGGCACGUUUGGCAUGACUCACAUCGGGGUCUUGAAAGCUAUGUUUGAAGCAAGGCUGUUGCCACGUAUAAUCUCGGGAGCCUCUGCUGGUUCUAUCGUCUGCUCUGUCGUCUGCUCGAGGACUGACGACGAGAUCCCUCAAUUAUUAAAAGAAUUUCCACACGGUGAUUUAGCCGUGUUCGAGGAGGAAGGUAACGAGGACGGUCUCUCAGGUCACCUACGAAGACUGCUCACGGAGGGUAACUGGUCCGAUAUCAAGCACUUGACACGUGUGAUGCGCGACUUGCUCGGCGAUAUCACAUUUCAAGAAGCAUAUUAUCGUACUCGGAGGAUAUGCAACAUUUGUGUCUCCUCGGCUUCCAUAUACGAGCUACCCCGGCUGCUCAACUACGUCACGGCACCUAACGUUAUGAUAUGGUCUGCUGUCGCGGCGUCGUGCUCUGUUCCGCUCGUUUUCAGUGCCGCACCCCUGCUAGUCAAGAACCCCUUGACAGGUGAGCACAGCACGUGGAAUCCUACUCCGCAGAUGUGGAUCGACGGAUCUGUCGACAACGACCUCCCAAUGACGAGACUGGCUGAAAUGUUCAACGUCAAUCACUUCAUCGUCUCGCAGGUUAAUCCCCACGUCGUUCCCUUCCUUGCCAAAGACGACGUAACGUGCCCGCCCUCCGGCGCACGCCACGAAACAAUCUACAAGGAAGAGUCGGAUUGGCUACACACAAUCACCACCCUGGCCAAGAGCGAAGCAUUACAUCGGAUGCAGUUCAUGACCGAGAUUGGCGUUUUUCCAACUUUAGUCAGCAAGCUACGGUCGAUCCUGAGCCAGAAGUAUUCUGGCGACAUCAAUAUCCUUCCGGCCAUGGGCUUUUGGGAUUUGCCGAAGGUGCUAAAGAAUCCGACAACCGAGUUCAUGGUGCGUUCAUGCUUAUUAGGCGAGCGAGCAACCUGGCCUAAAUUAUCUCGUAUGCGUGACCGUUGUGCUGUCGAACUCGCUCUCGACCGCGCUGUUCAUGCAUUGCGAGCCCGUGUCGUAUUUAGCAAGAGUCAAGUCGACCUACGAAGGAUGGCAACCGGUUCUUUAGCGAGAACGAAUGGAGAAAGCCAUGAAGCAUUAGCACCCAAUUUAACCCAGGCGUGGCAUCUUUCGUCUAAGGACAAAUUGAAAUAUCGCCAUCGACGGUCUAGUGGAAGCAAUCUUCUAAACUCGCUUCAUCAUAGCCUUGCCAAUGAAAAUCCGUGUAAGGUGGCAGACGAAGAUACGGAUGAGGAGGAACGUCUCGAGAUGACCACGCGCCACACUCGCGCAAAACCGAAGAUCAAGAUCAAGAGAUUCCCAAAAGGCCACAUAUUACAGACAGGACCCAGGACCAGUCCCAUCUUGUCUUCCACCACGGAGCCUGACUCUUUUGAUUUCUCUCAGCCCGCAACACCUUCUGGUGUCAAGAAUGCAAAAGAGCUUCUCCCCAAAAGAUCCACACUUUGGACGACAUUUACCAUACCUGUCGAUGAUAGUGCUGGAGGUCACACUACCGAGACGGCUUCGAUGACUUCCCCGCAGCAAGCUCCUCACCAAGAUGCGGAGAUCGAAACCAGCGACAUACACACUUCAGACGCCGACGAAGAAAGCCAUACAGAUGAGGAGACAACGCCAACGGUCUUCAAGCUAUCAAACUCGCAUAGGAAAUUCACUGGUGACGAGAUCAAAAGAAAUUCGUCGACUAGCAGCAACAGCAAGCAUCAUUAAAUGAUACCGCCUCGAGCAAACCCGGAUCUAUAGAAUAAAUAUGGGUUUUUAAUAAUAACUUAAAUACAAAUUUGAAACUUCAGUCUACCCUUCAGAAUCAGUGGCUUGAGUUGAUGACAAGCAGAGU